AUGUGCUACAAGUCCAGGCCAACGGAUUUUUGGAGCUUUGGUGAAAAUCGAGUUGCUCAUGAUCGAAUCCAUAUGGCGCAAGAUCAAAUUCGUAAAGUUUGCGAUAAUUGUCGAAUGAUCUGCGGUUUAAUCCAGAAUGACUAUGGUUUUAACGAUGAUCAUCGCAAUCGUAGUAUCACGAGCUUCGAAACCAACUCGGCGAUGCAUCAAUCGCGAUCGAUACAACUAACAUUUUUUGCAGCAACAUCAUCCUGA
This is a messenger RNA of Gongylonema pulchrum, 255 nucleotides long. NCBI's taxonomy places the organism in Eukaryota, Metazoa, Nematoda, Chromadorea, Rhabditida, Gongylonematidae. The record is from the annotation of a GenBank genome assembly.